UAAAACAGUUUGGAGAGCAUCAAGGAUGGAGGAGGUGUAGCUUUUUUUUUUGUUGUUGCAUUUUUCGGAUUGGAGGACUGCAUUUAAGGAAGAUUAGGACCAUUUGUUUACACAUCGGUUCAGUUAUACAUUUGCUCACUCUCAGCAUCGCUGCACAAUGAUUUGCUGACAACGUACUGAAUAUUUGCUUCUUUGACUAAUGUUAGGAGUCACAGGAACCAUGGCAACGACAGCUCUGACUGGGUUCUCUAUGAUGAGCAUGCUCAGCCUCGGGUACCUGACCUGGGACCUGAUGGGUCCUAACCAAGUGGAAAACGAGCCAGUUCAAACUUUCGAUGGCUCGUCUCCGGUUCCGCAGCGGCCUCACAUCAUUUUCAUCAUGACGGACGAUCAGGGAUUUAACGACAUCGGCUAUCACAACUCUGACAUCAGAACACCGGCGCUGGAUAAACUGGCUGCAGACGGAGUGAAGCUUGAGAAUUAUUACAUCCAGCCCAUCUGCACGCCCUCCCGCAGUCAGCUCAUCACCGGCAGGUACCAAAUUCACACUGGCCUGCAGCACUCCAUCAUCCGGCCCCGCCAGCCCAACUGCCUGCCCUUUGACCAGGUCACCUUGCCCCAGAGGCUGCAGGAGCUCGGCUACGCCACCCACAUGGUUGGCAAGUGGCACCUGGGCUUCUACAAGAAGAAGUGCCUCCCCACUCGCAGGGGCUUCGACACAUACUUUGGCUCCUUGACGGGCAGUGUGAACUAUUACACUUACAACUCCUGUGACGGACCCGGGCUGUGUGGUUUUGACCUCCUUGAGGGGGAGUCGGUGGCAUGGGACCAGAGGGGCAAAUACUCCACCCAUCUCUACACACAGAGAGUUCGCAAGAUCCUGGCCACUCACGAUCCUCAGUCGCAGCCACUGUUCAUAUUUCUCUCUUUCCAAGCUGUUCACACCCCCCUGCAGUCUCCGCGCGAGUACAUCUACCCGUACCGUGGGCUGGAAAACGUGGCACGCAGGAAAUAUGCUGCUAUGGUGUCAGCUGUAGAUGAGGCCGUGCACAAUAUAACGUAUGCUCUCCGCAAGUACAGCUACUACAAGAACAGUGUCAUCAUCUUCUCCACGGACAACGGUGGGCAGCCUUUGUCCGGCGGCAGUAACUGGCCGCUCAGAGGACGCAAAGGCACCUACUGGGAAGGCGGCAUACGUGGUCUGGGGUUCGUACACAGCCCUUUGUUGAGGAAGAAGAGAAGAGUGAGUAAAGCCUUGGUGCACAUUACUGACUGGUACCCCACGCUGGUGGGGUUAGCAGGUGGCAAUGAGUCCCUGACGGAGGGGGUUGACGGGUAUGAUGUUUGGGGAGCCAUCAGUGACGGGAAGGAGUCUCCCAGGUUUGAGAUCCUCCACAACAUUGACCCUCUGUAUAACCAUGCACACAGUGGCUCUCUUCAGAAAGGAUACGGGAUUUGGAAUACGGCGGUUCAGGCCUCCUUAAGAGCUGGAGACUGGAAACUCCUCACGGGAGACCCCGGCUACGGAGACUGGACACCGCCGCAGAUGCUUUCGGGUUUCCCCAGCAGCUGGUGGAACCUGGAGCGCCACACUGCACCACAGAAGUCAAUCUGCCUUUUCAACAUCUCCGGAGAUCCCUACGAACGCUUCGACCUUUCCGAGAAGAGACCAGAUGUUGUGAAAAAGCUGUUGGCUAGACUGGCAUUCUACAACCGCACUGCGGUGCCCGUAAGGUACCCAUCAGAGGACCAUCGGGCCGCUCCCCACCUGAAUGGAGGUGCCUGGGUGCCCUGGGUGGGAGAUAUGGAGGAGGACAGAUGGGACACUGUUUAUCCAAAAAAGAACAAGGAUUGGAAGAAUAAGCUGAAAGAAUCCAAUAGCAGGUCGUUUUUCAGAAGACUUAACACUAGGAUCAUGUCUAACAGGAUAUAGAAAGAAAAUGACUGACAGAAGUUCAGAGAAGGCACUUAUGAAGAAAUAUGUGUUGAACGAGGAAGCUGCAGUUAUGGAGUUCAAACUGCGGGCAU
This is a messenger RNA of Pungitius pungitius (ninespine stickleback), 2028 nucleotides long. It is a transcript of the gene arsia, whose product is annotated as arylsulfatase family, member Ia. The transcript is spliced from 2 exons. The coding region runs from base 200 to 1933 and encodes 577 amino acids. NCBI's taxonomy places the organism in Eukaryota, Metazoa, Chordata, Actinopteri, Perciformes, Gasterosteidae. The record is from RefSeq and is a predicted model, not a curated record.